This is a messenger RNA of Microcebus murinus (gray mouse lemur), 1974 nucleotides long. The record is from RefSeq and is a predicted model, not a curated record. Lineage: Eukaryota; Metazoa; Chordata; Mammalia; Primates; Cheirogaleidae.
UGUAAAGAAGACUCUUAAGCAAUCAACUAUUUGGGCUGUUCUCUUCAGAGUAAUUUGUCGUGCAGAAAAUUGCCGUUGGGAUGAAGCUUUGUAGCUUUGGAGUCCUUGUAGCCAUCGUUCUCUUCUGUGAGCAGCAUGUCUUGGCGUUUCAGAGUGGCCAGGUUUUAUCUGCUCUUCCUAGAACCUCCAUGCAAGUUCAAAUUUUGCAGAAUCUUACUACAACAUAUGAGAUUGUUCUCUGGCGGCCGGUAAUAGCUGACCUUAUUGAGAAGAAAACAGAAGUCCAUUUUUUUGUGAAUGCAUCUGAUGUAAGCACUGUGAAAACGCAUUUAAAGGUGAACAGCAUUUUAUUCAGGGUCUUGCUGGAAGAUGUGGAAGCUAUUAUUCAACAGCAGACCUCCAACACCACGCUCAUCCCCCGGGCGUCCUCAUCGUACUACGAACGCUAUCACCCACUAGACGAAAUCUAUACUUGGAUAGAAUAUAUGACUGAGACGUACCCUGAUAUGGUUAAAAAAAUCCACAUUGGAUCCUCAUAUGAGAAGCACCCACUUUAUGUUUUAAAGGUUUCUGGAAAAGAACAAAAUGCCAAAAAUGCUAUAUGGAUUGACUGUGGAAUCCAUGCCAGAGAAUGGAUCUCUCCUGCUUUCUGCUUGUGGUUCGUAGACAAGGUAAUUUAUUUGUAUGGCAGAGAUGAGGCAUAUGCCAAUCUUCUGAAGAAUGUGAAUUUCUAUGUUAUGCCGCUGGUUAACGUGGAUGGUUAUGACUACUCAUGGAAAAAGGAUCGGAUGUGGAGAAAGAACCGUUCCUACCAUGCCAACAAUCGUUGCAUCGGAACAGACCUGAACAGAAACUUUGCUUCUAAACACUGGUGUGAGGAAGGUGCAUCAAGUUUCUCAUGCUCACAAACCUACUGUGGACUUUACCCUGAGUCCGAACCAGAAGUGAAGGCGAUGGCUAAUUUCUUGAGAAGAAAUGUUGACCACAUUAAAGCUUACAUCAGCAUGCAUUCAUACUCGCAGAAGAUAUUGUUUCCAUAUUCCUACAGUCAAAGCAAAAGCAAAGACCACGAUGAACUGUCUCUAGUAGCCAGUGAAGCAGUCCGUGCUAUUAAUAAUGUUCACAAAAAUAUCAGGUAUACAUAUGGCAGUGGCUCGGAAAGUUUAUACCUAGCUCCUGGAGGUGCAGAUGACUGGAUCCAUGAUUUGGGCGUCAAGUAUUCUUUUACAAUUGAACUGCGAGAUAAGGGCAAUCCUUAUGGAUUCCUGCUGCCAGAGAGUUACAUCAGACCCACUUGUGAAGAAGCUCGUGUGGCUGUCUCUGAAAUAGCUUGGCAUGUCAUUAGGAAUGUUUAAUGCCCUUGAUGUUAUCACUCUCCCUUCAUAUUUUAAUUUAUUAAUUCCAGGGAGACCAAAUCCCAAAUCAUUGUACCUGUUUUUUUAUCAGUAGUUUUGAUAAAAGGUUUUCCUAUUCCUUCGUUUUGUCAAAGAACAAUACAUGCUACUUUGAAAUUAAGGCAGAUAAGCGUUCAUGAAUUUUUACCGUUUUUGUUGUUUUGUAAGAGGGUAGGUACUGAUUUUUUUUUUUCCUGUGAUUUCCGACGUUUGACUAGCUAUCUCGAGCAAUUUCAAUAACUAGUUUCAUGCAGGUCAUUGGCUCCUAAAAAGGAAAGGUGGUGAGGAGUACAUUGAAGAUUUCUGCUCCAAAUUUUCAAUAAAUUUCUGCUUGCCCCUUUAAAAGCACACCUAUGCAUUUCAUUAGCUCCAUAGUAAUAGGUGAUGGCUCACAAAGGGGAGGGGUGUCAAAAACCACAAACAUUACCUCUCACUCCAGCUCAGCUGCUUAGUAAACAUCGUUGAGCAAAUGCAUGAAUGGCUGUAGUGACUGUCAACAACAAAUGUGGCAUUUUAUGCAUCUGCAGCAGGCUUAUUGUAAGAAAUUAUGCAAUAAAAAGAUAAAACUCUCUUAAAUUCA